Molecule: messenger RNA, 819 nt
Organism: Seminavis robusta
Lineage: Eukaryota; Bacillariophyta; Bacillariophyceae; Naviculales; Naviculaceae
Source: the annotation of a GenBank genome assembly
AUGCCAAAGCCUUGUCAGUGCGUUGCCCUCGUCUGGGCCCUAUCGUCCUUGUCGUCGGUUAAUUGCUUUUCAAUUCCUCAACCACAAGUUGUUGGCAAACGACCAACAGCAACCCGAUUGCAGGCUCUUUCGGAAGAACAACAAAAAACCAUCAAAGCGGCCAGUCUGGAAGAAAAGUCACUCGAACUAGAAGGCAGCAUCCAAGAGGACGACGCCAACAACAAAUCGUCCGAAUCAGAAGAAGAAGCCGCGACGGGUACCAUCAAUGAACGUCUCAUGGCCGAACUCCAACAAGCCGCCGACAAGGAAAAGUUUGGAACCAGCAAGAGCGGCAAGCGAAUGAAUCUUCCGGCACGUCCUCGCAAAACCCCCGAAGAACAAGAAGCCGCACUCGCCGAAGCACGCAAUCUCAAUGGCGUCAAUCCCGUCGUGGCAUUGGGAGGAGGACUCUUUGCCUUUGCCGUGGCAGCUGGAUUGUGGUACGCCACCAACGAGUUGGGCAAUUUCUUUGCCUUGCAUCCAGUCGAAACCGAUGUCUACUUUGUACAGAGAUUGGCAUCGGUCUUUCGCAAUGUCGCCAUGGGAUUGGUCUCUUUGGCGAGUGGAUUUUUUGGUGUCACCGGUAUGGGCAUCUUUUUACUAGGAGUCCGGGUCGCCGUGGGAGUCGCCAAGGGUGAAUUGGAUCCCACGCCUAUUAAAAAAAGCAAACAACAACAAUCCGAAAUGCCAAAUGUUUGGGACUUGAUGAUGAACAAAAAACCCAGUCGAAGUGGUGGACGAGGAGGAAAUGAUAGUAGUGAUAAUCCAUUUGGAUUGUAA